Truncatella angustata is the source of this 563-nucleotide messenger RNA. RefSeq lists its product as uncharacterized. The coding region runs from base 115 to 429 and encodes 104 amino acids. The transcript has 2 exons. Lineage: Eukaryota; Fungi; Ascomycota; Sordariomycetes; Amphisphaeriales; Sporocadaceae. The record is from RefSeq and is a predicted model, not a curated record.
AUUAGCAUUCUUUGAUCCAUCCCGUGGGGUAAAGCCUUUAAUCUGUUAUUUCGGGAGUGUUACUAAUUUGGGAGUGAGCCUCAAUCUGCAGCCGCUGGGCUGCAGGAGUGUUUAAUGAAACGUCGUGCCUCAAAAUGCUCUGACCAUUUCGCACACCUCGUUACAACAAGCUUGAAACAAACGGCUCGUACUUUGACUGUAUUCUUCGAAGACCAAUGUCUAGGCUGCAGCUGUUGUGUACACAUACUUCUAUUCCAGGAGUCUACCAAAGUUCAUCACGCUGUUAGUCGUUUACUCGAAUACCAUGUCCACUCAACUAUAUCUGAUAGUGGAUCGUGUCUCCUCAGUUAUUAUAUACACAUUCAUGCAAUGGAUAUGGUGUCACUUGAGUACCUGACCCAUCGACACAGAAGUCAACACAAAUUCUAGUGAUAUCAUUUAUGAGUAGUAUUUAUCCAGAAAUUCUGGAAACGAAAGAAAGAAGAAGAAGAAGAAGAAGAAGAAAAGAAAAGAAAAAAGGUCAAGGAAGAGCGAAGGCAUAGGAAGUACAUUAAUGACUCAGG